AUGGCGGAAAUAUCGGAUCACGAAGCCGUUCACACUGUUCUAGGCGGCCUGCAACCGGGCGGACCAUGUCUAUCUUGGUUGGCCGGCCUGGUAGCAUGCGAGGCCCUACGAUUGACCCAACGAUUCAACAAAAGUACACCAUGGUCCAUUCGUUGUUUUGCAUACUUCGGCUUAGCAAUGUCGGCUACUCUGGCGGGCCUUUUUGCCUCAGUGCUAUAUCAUUAUUGUGUUCGCGGGUACGGGGAUUACGAGGCUCUUAAGUAUGUCACUAGGGUUCUUCGGUAUCAUUUUUUUUGUAGCAGAAUCGCAACGUUGGCAGGAUUCUUAUUUUAUACCCAUUCUGUGUGGAAUUCCAAGACGGGGAAGAUGAAGAUAUGCAAAAUACCAAUCGUUCAGAUCAUUCUUGUGUUGAUAAAUGCAUGUCUUGGCGGGUUAUUCGCUCUCAGACUUCUCCGACUCUUCAAGAUAUUAACCUUUCGGGAAUUUGGCGGUACUUGGCUGUUUGAGAGAUCAGGGUAUGCUAUUCAGCUGGUUUGCGGUGUUUUAUUGACUUUUAUCAAGGCAUACGAUCUUUAUCACUCAGAUGCGAUUUCAAAAGUACUUGCGCUGAAGGAUGACCCAUUUCGGUGCGCUUGGGGUACAUUAUGCAUCUUAUGCCAAACAGCCAUUUUCCCUACUAUCUUUGACACUAUCUCAGUAUGUCAGUAUCAAGCUGAUGGGAUGAGUGGAGCGAGUUACAGUAUCUUGUCUGUAAGCGCCGAGCUUCACUUAUUUGGGCCUAUCAUGGCCAUUAGUGCAGCACUUGAUGACGAGGAGAUAGUUGUGUGUGGGACACCCUGUCCAGUGGGAAGGAAUGAUCUUGAUGCCCGAGAUGUAGCUAAACCGAGUGUCAUCUUCCAAUCACUGGAAAAGGAGGAGGAAAAUGAUAAGGUGUAG
Puccinia triticina is the source of this 936-nucleotide messenger RNA. RefSeq lists its product as uncharacterized. NCBI's taxonomy places the organism in Eukaryota, Fungi, Basidiomycota, Pucciniomycetes, Pucciniales, Pucciniaceae. The coding region runs from base 1 to 936 and encodes 311 amino acids. The record is from RefSeq and is a predicted model, not a curated record. The transcript is spliced from 11 exons.